CCGAGCCGCCGUGAGGGGCGCUGCUGUCUCUACAUACCCAUAAGCGGGGGAGUGAGAGGUGCAUGAAAUGGAGAAAAAUGGCGGAUCAUGUGCAGGGCCUGGCCCAGCUGGAGAUCCUGUGCAAGCAGCUGUAUGAGACCACCGACACCACCGUCCGCCACCAGGCCGAGAAAGCUCUGGUGGAGUUCACCAACAGCCCCGACUGCCUCAGCAAGUGUCAGCUGCUGCUGGAGCGAGGCAGCUCGUCGUAUUCUCAGCUGCUCGCGGCCACCUGUUUGUCUAAGCUGGUGUCUCGAACCAGCAACCCUCUGCCCCUUGAGCAACGCAUCGACAUCCGGAACUAUGUCCUGAACUAUCUGGCCACGCGGCCCAAGCUGGCAGCCUUCGUGACGCAGGCGCUGAUCCAGCUGUACGCCCGGAUCACCAAGCUGGGCUGGUUCGACUGCCAGAAGGACGACUACGUCUUCAGGAACGUCAUCGCCGACGUCACGCGCUUCCUGCAGGACAGUGUUGAACAUUGCAUCAUAGGUGUCACCAUUCUGUCCCAGCUGACCAAUGAGAUCAAUCAGGCCGACACGACGCACCCUCUGACCAAACACAGGAAGAUCGCUUCUUCAUUCAGAGAUUCUUCACUUUUCGACAUUUUCACUCUUUCCUGCAACCUCCUCAAGCAGGCGUCGGGGAAGAACCUGAACCUUAACGAUGAGUCUCAGCACGGCCUCCUGAUGCAGCUUCUCAAACUGAGCUACAACUGCCUCAACUACGACUUCAUAGGAACCUCCACAGACGAGUCAUCGGACGACCUCUGCACCGUCCAGAUCCCCACCUCCUGGAGAUCAGCGUUUCUCGAUUCCUCCACUCUGCAGCUCUUUUUCAACUUGUAUCAUUCCAUCCCUCCGUCCCUCUCCCCGCUGGUGCUGUCAUGUUUAGUGCAGAUCGCCUCGGUCCGGAGGUCCCUGUUCAACAACGCAGAGCGAGCCAAGUUCCUGUCUCACCUGGUGGACGGGGUGAAGAGGAUUCUAGCCAACCCUCAGGUUUUGUUUUGCGGGAUCCCCAACAACUACCCAGAGUCCGCGCGACUUGCUGGCGAGGCUGAAAAGCAACUACCAGCUGGGGAGCUGGUGAAGGUGGAGAACUACCCCGAGGUCAUCCGCCUCAUCGCCAACUUCACCGUCACCAGCCUGCAGCACUGGGAGUUUGCCCCCAACAGUGUCCACUACCUGCUGAGUCUGUGGCAACGCCUCGCGGCGUCCGUCCCGUACGUCAAAGCCACCGAGCCCCACCUGCUAGAGACCUACACCCCCGAGGUCACCAAGGCCUACAUCACCUCCCGGCUGGAGUCGGUCCAUGUCAUCCUCAGAGACGGACUAGAAGACCCUUUGGACGACGCUGGCCUGGUCCAACAGCAGCUGGAUCAGCUGUCCACCAUCGGGAGGUGCGAGUACGAGAAAACCUGCGCUCUGCUGGUGCAGCUGUUCGACCAGGCGGCUCAGACCUACCAGGAGCUGCUGCAGUCUACCAACUCCAGCCCCGCAGACAUCACCGUGCAGGAGGGCCGGUUGACGUGGCUGGUCUAUAUAAUCGGGGCGGUCAUCGGUGGACGGGUGUCGUUUGCGAGCACAGAUGAGCAGGACGCCAUGGACGGAGAGUUAGUCUGUCGGGUGCUCCAGCUGAUGAAUCUCACAGACAGUCGGCUCGCUCAGGCCGGCAACGAGAGGCUGGAGCUGGCCAUGCUCAGCUUCUUUGAGCAGUUCAGGAAGAUCUACAUCGGAGACCAGGUGCAGAAAUCAUCAAAGCUUUACCGACGACUAUCAGAAGUUCUGGGGUUGAAUGACGAGACGAUGGUCCUCAGUGUCUUCAUAGGAAAAAUCAUCACAAACUUGAAGUACUGGGGCCAGUGUGAACCGAUCACCUCCAAGACUCUCCAGCUGCUGAACGACCUGUCCUUGGGGUACAGCAGCGUGAGGAAGCUGGUGAAGCUCAGUGCGGUGCAGUUCAUGUUGAACAACCACACGAGCGAACACUUCUCCUUCCUCGGGGUGAACAACCAAUCAAACCUCAGCGACAUGAGGUGUCGGACCACCUUCUACACCGCGCUGGGGCGCCUGCUGAUGGUGGACUUAGGAGAAGACGAGGACCAGUUUGAGCAGUUCAUGCUCCCGCUGACGGCUGCGUUUGAAACUGUUGCUCAGAUGUUGAGCACAAACACCUUCAACGAGCAGGAGGCCAAGAGGACCCUGGUAGGUUUGGUCAGAGACCUGCGAGGAAUCGCCUUCGCCUUCAACGCCAAGACCAGCUUCAUGAUGCUGUUUGACUGGAUGUAUCCAGCCUACAUGCCCAUCCUGCAGAGAGCCAUCGAGCUCUGGUACCACGACCCAGCAUGCACCACUCCAGUCCUCAAGCUCAUGGCCGAGCUCGUCCACAAUAGAUCACAAAGGCUUCAGUUUGACGUGUCGUCACCCAACGGCAUCCUUCUGUUCAGAGAAACGAGCAAGAUGAUCACGACCUACGGGAACCGCAUCCUGACCCUGGGGGAGGUCCCUAAGGACCAGGUCUACGGGGUGAAGCUGAAGGGGGUCAGCGUGUGCUUCGCCAUGCUGAAGGCGGUGCUCAGCGGGAACUACGUCAACUUCGGGGUGUUCCGUCUCUACGGCGACGACGCCCUGGACAACGCCUUGCAGACCUUCAUCAAGCUGCUGCUCUCCAUCCCCCACAGCGACCUGCUGGACUACCCCAAGCUCAGCCAGUCCUUCUACUCUCUGCUGGAGGUCCUGACCCAGGACCACAUGAACUUCAUCGCCAGCCUGGAGCCGCACGUCGUCAUGUACAUCCUGUCCUCCAUCUCCGAGGGGCUCACUGCACUCGAUACCAUGGUGUGCACGGGGUGCUGCUCGAGUCUGGACCACAUCGUCACCUACCUGUUCAAGCAGCUGUCUCGCUCCACCAAGAAGAGGCGCACGCCCAUGGCCACGGACGACCGCUUCCUCAACAUCAUGCAGCAGCACCCGGAGAUGAUCCAGCAGAUGCUGUCCACAGUGUUGAACAUCAUCAUCUUUGAGGACUGUAGGAACCAGUGGUCCAUGUCCCGCCCCCUGCUGGGCCUCAUCCUGCUCAACGAGAAGUACUUUGCUGACCUGAGGAACAGCAUAGUGAACAGUCAGCCUCCAGAGAAGCAGCAGGCGAUGCAUUUAUGUUUUGAGAACCUGAUGGAGGGAAUCGAACGGAAUCUACUAACCAAGAACCGGGACAGGUUUACUCAGAACCUGUCUGUCUUCAGGAGGGAGGUGAAUGACAGCAUGAAGAACUCAACGUACGGCGUCAACAGCAACGACAUGAUGAGCUGACAUUCCACAGAAAGGAGUCUUACCGCUGCAGACAGAGCCCCCCCCGACUCGACCCUCCCCUCUGCAUCAGACCCCCUCUCCCCCCAGGCCCGGAUGCCUGGGGGGGGUCAUGUCGUACAGAAUUGUUGGUUAAAUCCGCCUCCUUUUUGAUAUAAGUAUAUAUAAAUACAUAUAGAUCUAUUUUAAAGCGAUGGUGGGGGGCUGGAAGGGGGGGCGGGGGUGAACGCCUGCAAACGUAGUAAUCCGCUUCUGCCUGCCUUGUAUAGAACACAGAAAACCACGUGUACAUUUCUUUUGGUAACAUUUUGAACAAUGUUUAUAACAAUUUCAACACAAAGAGUCGAAGAAAAAGUUACAAAAAACUAACCGGUGUGAUUGAGCUUUUUACAGUGUAGUGAGUUGGUCGGGGGGGGGGCACUUAGAUGAAGAAGAGGUACACACUAACACAAAGGGAGCGUCCAUGUUGUACAUUUAUCUCCAGUCUGAAGUGAUGUAAAUAUCAGCCAAGUGUCUUCAGACCUCCGGUUCUUCUUCUGUGGUUUCUUUUUUCUCAGUGACACUAAACUGAAUAUCUUUGGAUUCACAAAGACAAAACCUGCUUUUUAAUAUUUCCUCACAUUUAAAAAAUAUCUACAAUUAACGAUAAAUUCAAGAAAAUACAGAUGACAUUUAAUGAUCUAAAACGUAUCAACAAUUGUAACACAAAUGAUUGUCUGACAAUCUAAAAUGACAGUAAAUCUCUCUUUGGGUGUAAAGGAUCGUUUUUAUUCAGUUCACUGAAGGAGAAGCUCUGAGUAUUUAUUUCUCUUUCAUAGAGUAAUGAAAUGAAGAAAGUAGCUGCUGAUCAUUUCCACGUUUGACGAGGUCGAGAAGCGUCAGUUUCCCAUCAUGCACGGCGGCGUGUCACAUGUUCCCCUCCGGAUGGCCGGCUGCACGUCCACCAUGUUGUUUACACUCUGGAUUCCUCGGACCAGGUUUUGGGAUUCCCCCCCUUCCCCUGAGGGAGGGGUUGCGUGUGUGUGUGCGUGUAUGUGUGCGUGCGUGUGUGUGUGUGUGUGUGUGCGUGCGCACACACCUGUAGGAAAGGGGCGGAGCCUGUCGGUAGUCUGUCCUGUGUCCUUGUGACUGCAAAUAAACCUGGUGGAUUUUUA
Messenger RNA from Gasterosteus aculeatus aculeatus (three-spined stickleback), 4495 nucleotides. Lineage: Eukaryota; Metazoa; Chordata; Actinopteri; Perciformes; Gasterosteidae. The record is from RefSeq and is a predicted model, not a curated record.